AUGGCCUUCGGAAAGCUUUACGGUCUGCCUGACAACGGUCGCACCCUCUCUGUCCUGGUCGCUGCCAAGCACAACGACCUGGACCUUGAGCUGGUCAAGACUGAGGCCAAGGCCGAUGCCAACACCGGUGCCGAGUACCGUUCCAUUCAGCCCCUCGGAAAGAUCCCUGGAUUUGAGGGUGCCAAUGGCUUCAAGCUCUCCGAGGUUAUCGCCAUCAACAUCUACGUGACCUCCCAGAACGAGAAGACCACUCUCCUUGGCAAGACCAAGCAGGACUACGCUUCCAUUGUCAGCUGGUUGUCCUUCGCCAACGCUGAGCUCCUCCCCCGCUUCGGUGCCUGGUACCGCCCCCUCCUCGGUCUCGAUGGCUACAACAAGAAGACCGUCGACGAGGCCUCCAAGGCUGCUCUUAAGACCAUUGCUGUCCUGGAGAAGUACCUGACCGAGAACACCUACCUUGUGGGUGAGCGUAUCACCCUUGCUGAUACCUUCACUGCCUCCCUUCUCACUCGGGCCUUCGCCACCGUUCUGGACAAGAGCUGGCGCAGCGAGAACCCUGCCACCACCCGGUGGUACAACACCAUCAUCAACCAGGAGCCUUUCAAGGCUGUCUUCCCCAACCCCGUCUUCGCCGAAGAGGUUGUCAAGUACACUCCCCCCAAGAAGGAGGAGAAGCCCAAGCCUGCUGCUGCUGCCCCCGAGCAGCCCGCCGAGGAGAAGCCCAAGGCUAAGCACCCCCUUGAGGCCCUUGGCAAGCCCACUCUCAUCCUCGAUGACUGGAAGCGCAAGUACUCCAACGAGGAGACCCGUGAGGAGGCUCUUCCCUGGUUCUGGCAGAACUACAAGCCUGAUGAGUACUCCCUCUGGAAGGUUGACUACAAGUACAACGACGAGCUGAAGCUCACCUUCAUGUCCAACAACUUGGUGGGUGGCUUCCACGCCCGUCUUGAGGCUUCCCGCAAGUACCUCUUCGGUGCCCAGGCUGUCUACGGUGCCAACUACGCCAACGUCAUCACUGGUGUCUUCCUUGUCCGUGGCCAGGAAGCUGAGCCCGCUUUCAGCGUCGCCCCCGACUGGGAGAGCUACUCCUUCCAGAAGCUCGACCACACCUCCGAGGCUGACCGCAAGACCGUCGAGGACCUCUGGGCCUGGGACGUCCCUGUCAAGGGUGCUGAUGGCCAGGACCUCCCCUUCGCUGACGGCCACGUCUUCAAAUAA
Molecule: messenger RNA, 1218 nt
Organism: Penicillium chermesinum
Lineage: Eukaryota; Fungi; Ascomycota; Eurotiomycetes; Eurotiales; Aspergillaceae
Product: putative translation elongation factor eEF-1 subunit gamma
Exons: 3
Coding region: 1-1218 (405 amino acids)
Biological process (GO): translational elongation
Cellular component (GO): cytoplasm; nucleus
Molecular function (GO): translation elongation factor activity
Source: RefSeq, a predicted model, not a curated record